AUGGCUGCUGGCUUGCCAUCCUGGUCAGCGUGGGCGAGGCCUCCGAGCACGCCAUCGCCUCGUCGAGGUCAUCCUUCACAGGCCGGCCUGACACCGGCCCCGACAUCCCCCUUGCGACCGGCAGAGGCUUCGCGUCAGUCUCGCCGAGUGCAGGAGACUGGACUUUCAAUGGAUGCAUUCUGUGAUCGCCAUACUCGCAAGGUAUGCCAAAGCCCACCCGUUGAACGAAUAAGACGGAGGUUGUCCACAGAGAGCACCAGGAGUCCAAAGACACCGCAAAGUUCGAAAGUCCCAUGGAGGCCCUCUGGCAACCCUGCUCCGCAGAGGUCGGCAAGCUGCUCUGACGCGCGCCGCGGCAAGGCAGCAGCUCAGGACCGAGCUUCGCGAGUGCGCAGGCCAACUUCACAGUGCAAGUAUGUGGCAGAUGCAGAUGCAGGAGAUGAGGAGACGAAGAUGAAGAUCCUCCAAGCGGAGAAUCGAAACCUCCGAGCUUUGGCAGGAAGGUUGCAGACACAGCUAGCUGCUGUGAAGGAGUGCCUUGAGUGUUGA
Messenger RNA from Symbiodinium necroappetens, 549 nucleotides. The record is from the annotation of a GenBank genome assembly. NCBI's taxonomy places the organism in Eukaryota, Dinophyceae, Suessiales, Symbiodiniaceae.